AUGUCUGCAGGAGAACCUAUCAAAUGUAUUGCUGCCGUUGCGUACGAAGCCGGAAAGCCACUCACCGUGGAGGAAAUCACAGUUGAUCCACCCAAGGCUCACGAAGUCCGUGUCAAAAUUGAAUACUCCGCUGUUUGCCAUACUGAUGCGUACACUUUGAGCGGAGUGGACCCUGAGGGCGCAUUCCCAUCGAUUUUGGGCCAUGAGGGUGCCGGGAUUGUCGAGUCUGUGGGCGAAGGAGUCACCAACGUCAAGCCGGGCGACCACGUUAUUGCACUCUACACUGCUGAAUGCAAAGAGUGCAAGUUCUGCACCUCCAACAAGACCAACCUGUGUAGCUCAGUGCGUGCCACUCAGGGCAAAGGUGUGAUGCCUGAUGGCACUUCAAGAUUUCACAAUUCCAAGGGCGAACCACUGCUACACUUCAUGGGAUGCUCCACUUUCUCGCAAUACACAGUCUUGGCCGACGUUUCUGUUGUGGCUAUCGAUCCUGAAGCACCUCUUGAAAAGGUUUGUUUGCUAGGGUGUGGUGUAACUACAGGAUACGGGGCUGCCAUCAAGACCGCGAAUGUCCAGAAGGGUGACACCGUUGCCGUUUUUGGUGCCGGAACUGUAGGCCUUUCCGUCGUCCAGGGUGCCAAGGUCAGAGGAUGCUCUAAAAUUAUCGUUGUUGAUCUUAACGACCAGAAAAAGGACUGGGCUAUCGAAUUCGGUGCUACGGAGUUCAUAAACCCUACAAAAGAUCUAAAAGAUGGGCAAACAAUAGUGGAAAAACUUGUUGAAAUCACCGAUGGCGGUCUCGAUUUCACAUUUGAUUGCACUGGUAACACUCAAGUUAUGAGAGAUGCUCUAGAGGCCUGUCACAAGGGCUGGGGUCAAUCCAUCAUUAUCGGUGUCGCAGCAGCUGGUAAGGAGAUAUCGACGAGACCCUUCCAGCUUGUCACAGGAAGAGUGUGGAAAGGUUCAGCAUUUGGUGGAAUAAAGGGAAGAUCUGAGAUGGAUGGCCUUAUUUCGGACUACCUUGAUGGUAAGCUCAAGGUUGACGAAUUCAUCACACACAAGAGAGGGUUCAGUGACAUUAACGCGGCAUUUGAAGAUCUGCAUCACGGGGACUGCUUAAGAACCGUUCUCAACUUGUCUAAAUAG
Molecule: messenger RNA, 1146 nt
Organism: Lachancea lanzarotensis
Lineage: Eukaryota; Fungi; Ascomycota; Saccharomycetes; Saccharomycetales; Saccharomycetaceae
Gene: SFA1
Product: LALA0S05e08878g1_1
Exons: 1
Coding region: 1-1146 (381 amino acids)
Biological process (GO): formaldehyde catabolic process
Cellular component (GO): cytosol
Molecular function (GO): S-(hydroxymethyl)glutathione dehydrogenase [NAD(P)+] activity; zinc ion binding
Source: RefSeq, a predicted model, not a curated record